CCCAGCGUAGUGAAAGCAGCCAAGGAAGGAGGCGGGGUUCUGGCGAGAUCAACCUACCCCAUUUUCCCACCCUUCUCUUCCAACCUCUGCUCAGGCCCCUAGCUCAAUUCCAGCCUUUGCUGCAGCUGCUCUCCAGCCAUUUGCAGGACCCAAACAACCUCAACCACUGUUCCCAGGAUGGUGAUCCGCGUGUAUAUUGCAUCUUCCUCAGGCUCUACGGCGAUUAAGAAGAAACAGCAAGAUGUGCUUGGUUUUUUAGAAGCUAACAAAAUAGGAUUUGAAGAAAAAGAUAUUGCUGCCAAUGAAGAAAAUCGGAAGUGGAUGAGAGAAAAUGUACCUGAAAAUAGUCGACCAGCCUCAGGGUACCCCCUACCACCUCAGAUUUUCAAUGAAAGCCAGUACCGUGGGGACUAUGAUGCCUUCUUUGAAGCCAGAGAAAAUAAUGCAGUGUAUGCCUUUUUAGGCUUGACAGCCCCACCAGGUUCAAAGGAAGCAGAAGCGCAGGCAAAGCAGCAAGCAUAACCCUUAAACAUUCUGCCUUAUGCAUCCUGGAAAAGGAAUCUCCAUUAUUUUUAUAAAAAUAGCAGAAUUAUCUUGGCUUCAAAAUAAAUAGGUUGUCUUGAAAUAAUAGCUUCGUUGGUGUUUUUGCAUGCUAACAAUCAAACUGAAUACAUAAUGAAAUGUGAAUGUUAUGAUAAGGAGAAUGUGAAUGAACAUAAAAUAUUAAGUAGAUGUUAUGGAAUAGUUUUGUUAUCUGCCAAAAGAUUUUAUGUACUUCAAUGAUUUUAUAAAGCAAACAUUUCUGUACUUUGUUGGUAUUAUUAUUGCAGCUUAAGUAUAUCUGUAGCUCUACAUUGAGGAAUUUAAAAAGGAGAGAAAGAAUCUGUCUUUUGUUCCCAAAUUGCCUCAUUAAUUUUUUUGUGAAUAAAAACAUGUAUCUUUUUGAUGUGAUGUUAUUGUGACUAAAAAGUAGUUGCAGGUAAUUUUUAUGAUAUGGAAGACAUUGUAAUUUCCAAAGGUAAUUAUAACAUUCCCAUUAUUUUGUAGUUGAAACCUAUAUGUACUGGAGUACAGGUUUUCCAGGCUUUUAAAUUUAGCCUUUCAUUGCAUAUUUCAGUGAUUAGAAGAGAUGACCUCCCACAAAAUAAUGCCUUUGUUUGACAGAUUUUUUUGCUUAACUACGCAGCAUAAUGAUGUAAUCAUGUUUCAUAGUUGCUUGCUCCAGUGAAAUAUGCAUACAUAUGUUAUGAAAGUGGGAUGAUAAAUACAUUUAAAGUGUCAUUCUUUUGUAAAGAGCUCAGACUUUUAAUUAACUGUUAUAAAAUAGGUCAGCAUUAAUUGCUUAAGUCUAUUUUGGGGGUCUUUGAUAGCAGUAUAUUAGUGGUUUCCUUCUUUUAAAAUAAAUUGUGAUCACAAAUGCCACUAUCUCUCAGAUAUUUGAUCUUUGUAUUUCAUCAUGGCCACAUACUAUAUGAAUAUAUUAAUCUAAGUACAGGGAAUAUUUUCUCUGCCUCUAUUCCAGUUAAUAGUAUAAGUAUCAGAUAAAAAGAGGUCAAUUUUAAAAUGUUAAUUCGAAAGACUUCUAAGAUGACAAGAAACAUCAUGGCCUGAGUCACCUACCCACAAGAAAUAUACAUUGUAUUUUAGUUCCACACUACUUUAUUAAUAAAACACUUUUUAAAAUUACUUUUUCGUUGUCAUUUGAAGUAUUUAAGUCUGUGCUCUGCUAAAAUCAACAUAUAAUGAAAUCAUGGCUUUGUUUACUGGGAUUCAAACUUAAUGUGAUGCCUUAAAAUAAACUCAGUACUGUUAGAAAUACAAUUGAUGAGUUCCUGGAGUUUCUAAAUAGUUUAAUAAUGAAUUUUGGUGAGCAGUGCAAAUUUUUAGAGAUAUGAUAACAAAGAAAACAUUUUGGAUGCAAUUUCUAAAUUUCAUUUUUAGGUUCCUAAAUUUUGCAGUACACACUAGAGUCAAACAAAACAUAUUCCAUUGUUUUGUGUAUAAAAAUAUACUCUGGAGAAUACUAGAGAAAACAGGGUGUUUUGUAAUAGAUUCUGUAAAAUGUUUUUAAAAAUUGAUCAAUAAUUUUUUUCCUGAGCUUUAUUAAAUGCUAAUGAUGCUACUUGCAAUAAUCUGUGUGGACAUUUUCAUUUAUUUUAGUAUCAAAUAAGUUAACACUAUCAAAAACAAACAGUCUUCAAAAAUAGAUGACCUUUUUGAGAUGUUUGUAUCUACUAGACUGUACCUUACAAAGAACAGAUAUGUAUAUUUUAGGAAGAUUGAGUCUUCCUAAAAUGAAAUCUUUCAUUUUAUCAGCUGAGCACUAUAUGUCUGGUAGAUACAAGAACAGGAAGGUAACUUCUGAUUAUUAAGGUGAGUUUUAUAAAUAAUUUUCACAAAAUUUGCCUGCACAAUUAUGUUGAUAUCACCAACUUUAUCCAUUAAUCAGUUGAGAGACAUCAAGUUGUUUCCACUUUUGGCUAUUAUACAUAAUUUUUCUAUGAAUAUUCCUGUACAAUUUUUUUCAAAAUUUGUUUUUAGUUUUUUGGAGUGUAUAUAAGUCAUGUGGUAGUUCUAUGUUUAAAAAUUUGAGGAUCUGCCAAAAUUUUCCAAAGUUGCUGCACUAUUUUACAUUGUUACCAGCAGUAUAUGAGGAUCCUAAUUUCUUCAUUUUCUGCCUGACAGUUGUUAUUAUUUGUCUUUUUUAAUAUAGUCAUUUUAGU
This is a messenger RNA of Eptesicus fuscus (big brown bat), 2723 nucleotides long. RefSeq names its product SH3 domain binding glutamate rich protein like (gene SH3BGRL). Gene Ontology annotation, cellular component: cytoplasm. The record is from RefSeq and is a predicted model, not a curated record. The transcript has 4 exons. The coding region runs from base 178 to 522 and encodes 114 amino acids. NCBI's taxonomy places the organism in Eukaryota, Metazoa, Chordata, Mammalia, Chiroptera, Vespertilionidae.